AUGAAAAUUGCUCCUGUCUAUCAUUCUCUCCUCAAAAACUUGAAGCUGGCAUGUAGGCAUAAACCACAUUACGUGCAAGAUAUUCGUUUUAUCUUAUCUCUGCCCCUGGUCACGGUGUAUUCGUUUUCGAGCGAUGAUUCGUUCUCAUCAAGUGGGUUUCAAGGUUGUUCUGAUGAGGUCUGUGACCAGAAAGCUCGAGAUCCUAACCAAUCUCCGGCGGGUAUAUCUCAUGAUAUUGGUACGUCAGCUGUGUUUUCGUGGGGCGCUCCAAGAAGGUCAUCUUCAUAUCUCGAAAGGACUACCUCAGAGUGCUGGGCGCUUGAUCCAGAAAUGCUUUACGACAUCUGUCGUGCGGACUUGCGGGCUGCUUUAGAUGGCUCUAGGGAAGCGAGCCACCCUGUCUAUGAAAAGGUCGAGAGCUUGGUGGCAACAAAAACAAACGACACAGAUCAAUCUGCUGUUGAUGCCCUUCCCCCGAAAAUUUUGAGUGCAGAGGCUGCCAGGGAGUACCUCCGGCAACAGCAGUGUCCUGUUGUGCCUCACUCUGAUCCGUGUGAGAGUCCACCUAGUGUGCCGACGAAUCUUAAUCCUGUUGCGCUCAGGGUUUUGCGAUAUCGAGAACUCCUCUGGCUGAAAUCGCGUCUUGAGGAGGUGCUCGGGGCUGACGCUGACCGGCGCCUUGCUGAGGUGCUGCGUGUGUCGGCGCCGCUUUCCGAUGAAGAUUUCAUCCCAGACGCUGCUCUUUGCAGUACUGGAAGCCGCCCUCAGAAAGAUGCGUCAAGACAAGCGCAGGUUUCUCGAGACUGUGACAAUCCAUCUUCACAACAGACAUUGAAUAGGGAUACAAAAGGAAGCACUUCUGUUUGUAGCGACUCUCCACAGGACGAGACUAGCAGCAACGCGAUCAUCUCCGCUGGUGCUGUGGGAAUUAUCCGAGAGUGCGCUGCAUUCCGCCACAAGGAGAACUUUCCCAUGGCAACAGCAUUUUUGGAGGAUUGCGAUCGAAUCGACGUCAGCGCACUCCGCGCAGCACAGUACAACACGGCAGAGCUCACAAGGUUGGUUUGCGACCGUAUUACGUGCAGCUGUUCUUCACAAAAUGAGGAUUUGCAGCUCUCAGCAUGGGGAUCGCCGUUCGACCCUGAAUAUGUCAAUCGUGCACAUGCGGGGAAAGGGUACUUCGGUCAAGCCCAUUUGAUCUUCUCUGUGCGUUUUCAACUCGAACCACUUGAUCACUCUGCCCAUAUCCAGCUCGUUAACUCUUACUUUACCUGUUUGAACAUCAGGACGAAUAGUAUGAUGGAGUUGACAGGCUAUUUGCAUCCACGAGAUGUAAUGGCGCUUCUGCAGGAGCGAGAUCUAGGGAAAUUCACUUUUCAAAGCAGUGUAGCGGAAGUCGAACAUUCUCACAUAGAAGCCUCAGGUAAAGUGGCCUCUCAUCGAGAUAAAAAAAAUUCAAAAGAUGUGAAGGACGGCCGGUUGAUCAGGGAAAGGAUUAAAGCCAGCUCGUCGGCAGGCACUGGAGGAACAUUAAAUACGCCUGCUGAGGAGGAGGGAAUCAAGAAAAAGGGUAAUGCUCAAGAAUUUGAGCUCGUUUUUGUAAACGACGAUGAGGGUCCUGUCUGCAUAAAAGGUAUUUUCUACUAUAAGGUCGGUACACGGGAUACGUUAGCCUUUGAGCCCAUCAAGGCUAUCACAUUUGGACACAUUUUACUUAACUCAUGA
Molecule: messenger RNA, 1725 nt
Organism: Phytomonas sp. EM1
Lineage: Eukaryota; Euglenozoa; Kinetoplastea; Trypanosomatida; Trypanosomatidae
Source: the annotation of a GenBank genome assembly